CUUUCUCCCGCUGUCUAAGCUAAGAGAGCUCUCGUCUCUCUCUCUCUCUCUCUCUCUCUAAGCACAAAUCUAACCUCUGUAAGUUUUUCUGUGCGUCUCCCAAUAAGUUCUUUCUCGAAUUCGUUUCAAUCGUUUCUUCUUUUGAUUCGCCAAUAGAGUUCUCUUCUCUUUUCUCUUUUUGGCCUAAAGAUCCGCAAUGAAUUGCUCGAUUACAGUGAUUCCUCGUGAUUCGUGCUGAUUCAAUCUGUAAUUCCAUUUCUUUGACGCUAUUUCAUUUUUGUUCCGGUAUAUUUGCUCGCUUAAUCGCUGAAACAGUUAAGAUCUCUGAAGUAUUUUCGCAACUCAAGGUACUAACCAUAGCUUAGCAGUUACAUUUUAGUAAUUUUUCUGGUUUUAGGGUUUUGGCUGAUUGUUGUUAUUUUGCGGUUACAAUGGUUUAAUUUGGAACUCGGUUUCUUGCUUUAACAUGGGAUUUUGAUUUUGGAGUCUAGGAUACUCUAAUGAGACGCCGCUCUGCGGCGACGGCCCCUUUUGAACAAAUGGAGAAAGGGCCUGGUAAAAAUCAACAGAAUCGUCUUUGUUUAUUGGCAUCUCUCUCUGCUUUUUUUUGGCUUCUGUUAUUGUACUUUCAUUUUGUUGUGUUAGGAAGCAGUAAUGUUGAUGAUACUGUUAAAUUAGAGUCUCAUCCACUAAAUCCUGAAUCGACCCCUGCUUUUCUAACUGAUGCCCGUUUGACAAAUAACCCAUUGAGAACUACCCCUUUAAUAGAUGCCUCGUCAAAAAAUGCCUCAACUAGCAGUGGCAGUAAAAAGAGAGAGAAUUUCCAGUUUAUGAGGGCUUUGAGAACUAUAGAGAAUAAGAGUGAUCCUUGUGGAGGAAAGUAUAUAUAUGUCCAUGAUUUGCCUCCUAGGUUCAAUGAGGAUAUGUUGAAGGAGUGUAGGAGUUUGAGUCUUUGGACUAAUAUGUGCAAGUUUACUAGUAACGCUGGGAUGGGACCCCCACUGGAGAAUGUUGAAGGGGUCUUUUCAAAUACGGGGUGGUAUGCCACAAACCAGUUUGCGGUGGAUGUGAUAUUCAGUAAUAGAAUGAAGCAGUAUGAGUGCUUGACAAAUGAUUCUUCCCUUGCCGCAGCAAUUUUUGUGCCAUUUUAUGCAGGGUUUGAUAUUGCUAGAUAUCUUUGGGGAUAUAAUAUCUCUAGGAGAGAUGCUGCAUCUCUUGAUUUGGUCAAUUGGCUUAUGAAAAGGCCAGAGUGGGGGAUUAUGGGAGGGAGGGAUCAUUUUUUGGUGGCAGGGAGGAUAACAUGGGAUUUCAGGAGGUUAUCCGAUGAAGAAUCGGAUUGGGGCAAUAAGCUACUGUUUUUGCCAGCUGCAAAGAAUAUGUCGAUGCUUGUGGUCGAAUCAAGUCCAUGGAAUGCGAAUGACUUUGGCAUUCCUUAUCCAACCUAUUUUCAUCCUGCAAAGGAUGAUGAUGUGUUUAUUUGGCAAGAUAGGAUGAGGAAUUUAGAAAGAAAAUGGCUUUUCUCUUUUGCUGGGGCACCACGCCCUGAUAACCCGAAAUCAAUUAGAGGGCAGAUCAUAGAUCAGUGUAAGCACUCAAAGGUCUGCAAGUUGUUGGAAUGUGAUUUUGGGGAGAGCAAAUGUCAUUCUCCCAGCAGUAUAAUGCAAAUGUUUCAGAGCUCCCUUUUCUGCUUACAACCUCAGGGCGAUUCAUACACACGAAGGUCAGCUUUUGAUUCGAUGUUGGCAGGUUGUAUUCCUGUCUUCUUCCAUCCUGGCUCAGCUUAUACGCAAUAUACUUGGCAUCUACCCAAGAAUUUUACUACUUAUUCAGUGUUUAUUCCAGAGGAUGAUAUCCGGAAAAGAAAUGUCAGCAUAGAGGAACGGCUUAGUCAGAUUUCUCCUGAGCAAGUGAAGAUCAUGAGAGAGAAAGUUAUUAGUCUCAUCCCAGGGCUUAUAUAUGCUGAUCCUCGCUCAAAAUUGGAGACAUUGAAGGAUGCUUUUGAUGUUGCUGUCCAAGCAGUUAUUGACAAAGUCACAAGGUUGAGGAGGAACAUUAUUGAAGGCCGUACAGAAUAUGAUAAUUUUGUGGAGGAAAACAGUUGGAAAUAUGCUUUAUUGGACGAAGGACAACGUGAGGUAGGAGCUCAUGAAUGGGAUCCCUUUUUUUCAAAACCAAAGGACGGCAAUGGCGAUUCUGGUGGUUCCUCUGCAGAAGUUGCAAAAAACUCGUGGAAGAACGAGCAGAGAGGUCAAUCAUGAGAUCUAGGUGAUAGCAUAGCAACAGAAGUUAGUAAUUAUUACUGUACAACAACUGCGUACAACAAGACCUUGGCUUUGAUAGGUCAGGUAUGGACCCUUGCGAGGGCCUUGCAAUGAAAAAUUUGUAGAGUUCAUAAUGGCCCAGUUCCUUGUUUUGUCAAACAGAAACACGGGCUCAUCAUAUUCUCUGCUUCUAAUAUACUUCUUAUAAUGAAAGUUUUACCCCUUUGCAUUUUGUAUUUUUCUUGGCAAUUCUUUCUAUUGUAUUGUAGCUGCUGAGAUAAUAUCUUUUUGUUUCUUUUCUGAUCUUUUUUGCAUAGAAGGAAUUAUAAUAAAAAUGAGUGUUUUAUAUUUUUA
Molecule: messenger RNA, 2615 nt
Organism: Jatropha curcas
Lineage: Eukaryota; Viridiplantae; Streptophyta; Magnoliopsida; Malpighiales; Euphorbiaceae
Gene: MUR3
Product: Exostosin family protein
Molecular function (GO): glycosyltransferase activity
Source: RefSeq, a predicted model, not a curated record